Messenger RNA from Callithrix jacchus (white-tufted-ear marmoset), 5930 nucleotides. RefSeq names its product cyclin Y like 1 (gene CCNYL1). The record is from RefSeq and is a predicted model, not a curated record. Gene Ontology annotation, biological process: regulation of cyclin-dependent protein serine/threonine kinase activity. Gene Ontology annotation, molecular function: protein kinase binding. Lineage: Eukaryota; Metazoa; Chordata; Mammalia; Primates; Cebidae.
UCUUGAAGCAGGAGUUUAGAGUAUGCCUGGGCUGAUGCAGAAAUGUUCAGUAUUUAUUUGGCUGGAUCCAGCCAGUAAGCCAUAAGUUGCUGAUUGACUAUGAGCUCCCAUAGGAUUGAACGACUACAUUUAAUUCAAAAUUUCAAAUGGUUUAGCACCAAUAUUUGCAAAUAAAAGUCAAUAUGCAUCUAUGAUAGAAACUUUUAAAUAGAGGGAAAUGUUACCCAAAGCUCUAUGAACUAGGAUGGGCUCAUUGGCUCAUGCCUGUAAUACUAGCACUUUGGGAGGCUUGAGCCCAGGAGUUUGAGACUAGCCCGGGCAACAUAGGGAGACCUAGUACCUACAGAAAAAUUUAGAAAGAAGCCAGGUGUGAUGGCUCAUGCCUGUAGUCCCAGAUACUUGGGAGGCUGAAGUGGGAGGAUCGAUUGAGCCCAAGAAUUCAAGGCUGCCAUGAGAAUCGACUUAUGGUAUGGUGUAGUAUAUGCCAUAUUGCCCUCAAAUAGUAGGGACCUUAAAAGAUACCAUCUUCCACUUUGUUAUUAUUACUUGGAGAUGGAGUCUCACUCUGUUACCCAAGUUGAAAUGUAGUGGCACAAUUCUGGUUCACUACAACCUCCACUUCCUGGGUUCAAGCGAUUCUCCUGCCUCAGCCUCCUGAGUAGCUGGGAUUACAGGCACCCACCACGAUGUUUGGCUGAUUUUUGUAUUUUUAGUAGAGAUGGGGUUUCUCCAUGUUGGCCAGGCUGGUCUUGAACUCCUGACCUCAGGUGAUCCACCCGCUUUGGCCUCCCAAAGUGCUGGAAUUAAAGGUGUGAGCCACCGUGCCCAGUCCCCCCUUCCACUUUGAAAGUAUUUGAGUGGAUUUUCCUUUUUCAUACUGUAUUUUUUUGAGACAAUAAAAGUAUAUGCAUUAACACACAUACCCAGUUAAUGUAAACUAUGUACAUUAAGUAGCUUAAGAAACAUGAGUUUAGAUAUAGUUGAAACAUUUCUAGCUUGGAGGAGAAUUUGAUCUUUCAAAUAGUAAUACUUUCCAAAAAUAGAACAUCUGGGACUUUUUGUUAGUAAGAAUUAAGUGACUACAGUAAAAACGUUUGAAACAAAAUGGUGUUACACUGUAUGGAUAUUUCUGAUUAUUGACUAUUGGCAACUUUUUAAUGUAUACAUUUUUAAAAGCAACAACUAGAUCUUCUCCUGCCCUGUCUUUCAUGUAUAUGUGGGGGAUACUGAUGGGAGAUCAUGACAACAUGGUAAAAACUAUCAUAUUAAUAGGAAGAAGGAAGGCUUAUCUGAAUUCGUUGCUUUUUUUUUAAAGUGUUAAAAUUUUUAGUAUUCUGUGGUUUUUAAAAAAACGCUACUGUUACUUUCAACUCUUCUGUGAUUGGGAUUUGGUUACUGACCUUAUUUUUAAGGAAGAGAAUUGUCUUAACAUAGUUCAGGCUGUUUCAGUAUUUGACUUAUUGUACUCUUCCCAAAUAAAUGGAUACUUCUAAAGUGUUUUAAAGAUGGUUUAUUUUCUAGAGGGCCCAAAAAGUUCAUCGUUACCUCUCUGAUACAACUGCAGAUAAAUUCUAAUUUGUGUCUGUAGUAGUGUUUACUUUCCAAAUUCUAACUGAUUUAAAUAAUUUGUCAAACACUUGUUGAAUUCCGUAAUUUGUCCCCAUUCUGUGCUAAGCAGCCAGAAGUAUGAGGAGAAAUGAGUCCUCCCUUCCCUGGAGAAGCUUACUUUCUUAGGAGGGGAUACUCCACAAGCAAUUGGUAUCCUGUAACAAGUGGUGAAUUAGAUGGAUGAGUGUACCAAAAGGGAAAUGUUGUGUGGUAUGACUGGUGGCAAAGGGAUCCCAGAAGGUAGAUGGGGUUAGGCUUGUUGGGAUAUGAAGGAAGAACAAGGUAUUCCAGGCAGAGCAGCAUGAGUGAGGCAGGAAAGUGCCAUGAUGCCUGUCAAAUAACUUACAGGAUAAAAUUAAUAACAUUUUGAAAUGAAUGGAGAGUGUUCUCUGAGGUUCUCAUUUGAAUAAUGUAAUGGCAGUCAUUCUCAUUUGAAUAAUAUGGCAGUCAUUUAAAUAUUAAAUGAAAGUUAAAUUCCUAAAUUUGUUCUUAUCAUCUGUUAUUUGGAAUAUUAAAGUGAUACUUUUUCUCCUCCACAUUAAAAAACAGGCCUUCUCACUUGUGGGUGAUGGAGCAGCCCUGGCAGACAGUCUCUGACUGUGAACCACUUGUUUCUCACACUGUCUCCUGAACGAAUAUAUUUAGUAAUAGUAACUUAGUAAUUGUAGUGUUAGACUUUCAUUUACUGCAGUAAAAUGUUCUUCUGCAAAUAUGAUUUGCAGGCAUUACAUUUUACUGUAGUAAAUGAAUAAUAGAAAUAGAAGAAUCUCAGCUGCUUUUCGUUGCUUAAGAAAAAACACUGUAUUCUUAUUGUAAACUUUUCCCCUUAAUUUAUACAGGGAAUUUGUAACAGAUGCUUGCCAGAUUUGAUUAUAGGUGCCACAAGAGCAGCAUUUUAUAACCCAUUCCUCAAACAUCUUCUGUGGGAGAGCCUCCACUGGGUUUCCCAUAGAGCUGCACAUGAUACCACACUCAGGCAGUUCAUGGAGUGUAAGAAAUAUCUUAAUGCUUUAUCAUUUGCCAUUUUAACCAAGGAAAAAAACCACACUUUUAUAGGUUUAACUUACUGUGACAUUUUCUUCUAUUUCCCUUCCCCUUCAGGUAUCUCCAGGGCAGCUUACUAAAAAGUAUAGCUCAUGCUCAACAAUAUUUCUAGAUGACAGCACAGUCAGCCAGCCUAAUCUUAGAACCACAGUAAAAUGGUUGCAUGGUGGAAGGAGGGAAAGCCAGUUAUGUGACCUUAGCAAUAUAUUACCACAUAAAGAACAGAGAUGCAAAUAGAUCCCUGGAUAUUUUUGAUGAGAGAUCACAUCCACUUACACGAGAAAAAGUUCCAGAGGAAUACUUUAAGCAUGAUCCUGAGCACAAAUUUAUUUACAGAUUUGUUCGUACUCUUUUUAGUGCUGCACAGCUAACAGCUGAAUGUGCAAUAGUAACUUUGGUUUAUUUAGAAAGGCUCUUAACUUAUGCUGAAAUCGACAUCUGUCCCACUAAUUGGAAAAGGAUUGUUCUGGGAGCCAUUCUUCUUGCCUCCAAGGUUUGGGAUGAUCAGGCUGUGUGGAACGUGGACUAUUGCCAGAUCCUCAAGGACAUUACAGUUGAGGACAUGAAUGAAAUGGAAAGGCAUUUUUUGGAGCUUCUUCAGUUUAAUAUUAAUGUUCCUGCCAGUGUUUAUGCCAAAUACUACUUUGACCUUCGCUCCUUAGCAGAUGACAACAACCUGAAUUUUCUAUUUGCUCCUCUUAGCAAAGAAAGAGCACAGAACCUAGAGGCUAUUUCUAGAUUGUGUGAAGACAAAGACUUGUGUAGAGCCGCUAUGAGAAGGUCUUUCAGCGCUGAUAACUUCAUUGGUAUUCAGCGCUCUAAAGCCAUCCUCUCUUAAAGGGAGAAAUGAGGGGUUAUAACAUCACAGGACCUUCAUCUACAAAGACUGAAGAAUAACACCUUUCCUGCUCAAGAACCAGCAAAAUUAGUGUUUUCAUCAUUGAAUUCAGGAGACACAUGGACAACAAGGAUUAUACUCCAUAGGAAAGAAUGGGACCUUGUCAAUGCAACAAAACACUCUUUUGUCCUUUUUAAUGUAAACAGAGUUACAAAAACCACUCCAAAGUGAAGGCUCCCAUCCCACACACAGAUAUUUGCUUACUGUGUGGGCCAAUAGCUGUGAACUAUGUAAGGUUUUUUUUAAACAAUAGUUUAAAUUUUUAGACUUUAAAGACACUAACCAUAUAAUUUUUAUGUUUCUUCCAGUUUUUCUCCCUCUCCUCCCUUUUACUGCAUAUGCCUUUAAAAUCAAUGCAGUAUUACCAUUGAAACAUGGGACUCUAAAGCCACUAAGGAGCGGACUGCAGCAUUGUUAGGUAUUGAAGUGUUCUUCCUCCCUACUGUUACCACUGAAGCUGCUAGUCAUUGGCAAUCAUUUUAAACCAAAAAGCUGCUGGAUAACAUUUGUCAUUCAUAUUCUUUGCAAACAUUACUUUAACAUUUUAGCAUGUUUGGGGUCAUAAACAGGAAGUAUCAGUUACUGAUAUCUACUUCUCUUGGGGUCCAUGUUGCAUUUCUUGUGAACUAUAAAUGGUGCUUCUCAUUUUUCGAUAAUUUUUCUCUUGUUAAAUAAAUGUAUUAAAAGAUAUUUUCAUAAUGCCAACCAACAUGGUGGUUCAGUGACAAUGAAAAAAAUGUAAAGCAGUUUUAAGCUUUAAUAUAGUUUGGGCCCUCCAAGGCACUGCAGCAUGAGUAUAAAUGCUAUAAACCUUUAAAAGACAUCGUUUGAAAGUGUUUUAAAGUUUUUAAGAGAUGGGGGUCUUACUGUGUCGCCAGGCUGGAGUGAAUGCCUGUUCACAGGUGCAAUCAUAAUGCACUGCAGCCUAGAACUUCCUGACCUCAAGCUACCUUCUAGCCUCAGCCACAUGAGUAGCUGGGACUAUAGGCAUACCCGGCACUUGUCUCCUGAAUAUUAAGCUUUUAAUUUUUUGAUUCAGUCACUCUUGAAUAUAGCAGAUACUGACUGAAAGAAAAAAUUAAAAGCUUUAUAUUCAAAAUUUGCAAAAUGAAGCUGGGUGUGGUGCAUGCCUAUAGUCCCAGCUUCUUGGAAGGCUGGGGUUAAAGGAUUGCUUGAAGUCAAGUAUUGAAGGCUGCAGUGUACCAUGAUGGUGACUAUAGGAAUAGCUACUACACUCCAACCUGGACGUCAUAGCAAGACGCCAUGUCUUAAAAAAAAAAAAAUGCAAAAGAAAUGGGUUGGGCAUAGUGAUUCAUGCCUAUGAUCUCAGUACAUGGGAGGCUGAGGUGGGAGGAUUGCUUGAGCAAGAGAAUUCAAGACUAGUCUAGGCAACAUAGUCAAACCCUCUCUGUAAAACAAAUAAUAAAAAUAAUUAGCUGGAUAUGGUGGCAUGUGUCUAUAGUCCCAGCUACUCUGGAGGCUGAGGUGAGAGGAUCACUUGAGCACAGGAGGUCAAGAUUGCAUGGGCCAUGAUCAUGCCCCUGCCCUCCAGCCUGGGUGACAUCCAGACCCUGUCUCAAAAGAAAAAAAAAGGAAACCAAACAAGGUUUUGUAAAGGUUUGUAGCGUUUAUACUUUUACAAGUAUCAAAGCUUAGAAUUACACUAAACUUUUGGAAUACCUUUUAUCUCCAUAAAAUCCCUCCUCUUUUUAAAAGAAGUUACUUGCAGGACUGCGCUCUAUAUGCUUUGAUCCCUGAAGUUUCUUUAAUGUAAAGGAAGAUUUUGAAGAGCAGUGUUAAUUAACAUGUAAUAAAAGGAAUUGGACCCUAAUGAUAGAAGGUGAUAUGAACAGCUGUUUUAUCAUCCUACAUGUUACCAGGCUGUAGGUGUUCCAUUAAGUCCUGCUAUUUAAGAAAUAACUUACAUAGCCCUUAGGAACUCUUACUUCAGGCUUUAAAAGGCAAUGAUCAAAUAACUUUAGGAGACUGAUAACAAUGUCACCUAAAUUUGAAAUACUAAAAAGAGAUUAGUGUUCUCAACGAUGUGAAAUGUAUUUCUUCUACUUUCUCAAAUAUAAUCCUAGGAAUCUUGCUUAUAAACAAAGCAUUUCUGGGCCACAAAUACUUCCUCUAAUAUAGCAGUGCUUGGCAUCAUAUUGUGCUGCAGUUUCCAUCAUUUUUAAAGGACAGACACACAAAUGAUAAUGGUAUAAAAAUACUACAAUCUACCACCUCAAAAAAAAUUGUUUGUGGAGUUCAGAGCUUGGAGAUUCAAGUAUUGAUUGCAGUUUUAUUUUGAAAAGAAUGCUACAAUUUAUGUGGUUUUUAUUUCUCAUGUUUAUAUUAAAAGAAAAGCUAAUAAACUCUAUUUUAAUUAAAA